AUGGGCAGCUCCCAGCGUUUCUGGGAACUCCUCCUAGGCGAAGACACGCUCACUUGCCUACUCCAGAGAGACAACGCAAAGGAGUUUACGAGGGCUGACACCCCUCAGUGCCCUGAGGAUGAGUCAGCCCCCUUGGUGACGGCUGGCGAGGCAGCACAAGAAACGACAGUGCCUGCCGAGCUAGAAGUUGAGAGGCUUCUGCAGAUGACAGGCGACGAGCUCUGCAAGCAGCCUGCGCUGCUUCAAAUCGAGGCAGCGAAGCUCAGAAAUGCGCAAGACGAGCUAGCUGUACAAAAUUGUUCGUUGUUUCUGGCAUCUUCUAAAGCUCUCAACAGCCUGAGCUGCAGUGUGGACAAUCUCUCUGCUACUUUGCGGAAGAUAGCACAGUGCGUGCAGCCACUGCAGAGUGGCUUGAAGCAAUUUAGGACGGAGAGCAAUGCAGCGGCCAGCCAGGAAGCCUCUUUACACAUUCUCGUUUCGAUGCAGCACCUGGUCUCAGGGCUGCUGGAGCUGCCAUCAUUGGUGUUGCGUUGCUCAAAUGGAGGACUGCACGACGAGGCGGUGGAUGCGCUGAUGCUCGCAGAUGAGCAAAUUACCGCUCUUCGAACUCAUGGUUGCUGCAACUUGCGCCUGUUGGACUCUCUAGAGGUCCAGAUGAAAGACUCGAGAAACAGUUGCAUGAAGGCCAUGCUGCGGCAGCUUGGCCAGCACUCCCAACUGGCUGCUUCUAUAAAACUGAUUGGGCCCCUCCGUCGUCUCUCCUGUUCUGAGGAGCAGCUGAGGGCCAAGUUUUUGCAAAGGCGGGACGAAAAAAUUACGCGCGAGAGGCGCAAUGCUGAGCAAGCAUGUGAAAUGGAUGCAGCGCAAGGCUUGUGCGCAGCAGCAGAGCUACUCCGUGUGGAGAUCUUACAAACUGCCAUGCACUACAGGGCGAUAUUCGGCACGACAGACCGCCACUUGUCCGCCUGGCUAGCUGACCAGGUGCAUUGGUUUGUUAAACUGGUGCAGCAUGAACUGGCGAAGGGAGCGAAUGGCAGAACAGAAGCUACAGGGUAUCUCGACAGCGAGAGGCCCGUAUUCUCCCCUGCUGCAGUGGAGGCGAUUGUUGCUGCCUGGGGCAGUCAAGCAACGUCUUACCAAACCAGUGCUUUCAGAAUGGAACUGUCGGAACUCUCCACGGUGUAUAGACAGACGUACAAUGCUGCCUCCGCUCUCCGACGAGUACAAUGCGACUUCUUCCCGGCCGUCUCUCUGUCCUUUGACAGCCAUGUUGUUUCCCUCCACUCCCGAACCCUCGAGAGCGUUGGCGUGGCGUUUGCACGGAGCUUGGACGAAUACGACUUCUCCCCGGCUCCGCUGUACUUUGGUCUAAUAAAUAGCUCUCCUUGGCUUGCGACCUGUCUCUCGGCUGGCUCGUCGUGUCUCUUGCUGCUGCGUCACCCACCACUGGCCAACCUGUACAAUAGCAUUGUGGAGACCAUCAACGCCUAUCAGGACUGCCCCGUCGCCUCCGUGGCUGCUGCAAUUGUUCGCCUUGUGGAAAACUUACUUCUCUUCUGCGCGCACAAGUUGUUGGCGCUACGCCCAGCGAAGCGUCAAGAGCUCGAAUCGGAAAUCGCUGCCAUUGAGCAGAGCUUAAUCGACAAAAAGGAGCAGCAGGACCCUAUCAACAAGCAAGCAGAGUUUUUCGUGCUCUGUGAUAUCUUUGUUGGCGUCCUAGUCCCGACUCUCGCGAGCCAUGUUGCAGCGCUCAUCCCCUCCCAGGCAGCCCUUUGCCCUGAGAAAGUAUGUGCACCGAUAGAAGAGGCAGGAUUGUCUGCAUGUGCAACAAACCCUUUUGCCGUUCUUCCUGGUAAAGGCAACGCUCAAAUUUCUUCUAAGGAUGCCACCACCCAGUGA
This is a messenger RNA of Cyclospora cayetanensis, 1899 nucleotides long. RefSeq lists its product as uncharacterized. NCBI's taxonomy places the organism in Eukaryota, Apicomplexa, Conoidasida, Eucoccidiorida, Eimeriidae. Gene Ontology annotation, cellular component: COG complex. Gene Ontology annotation, biological process: intra-Golgi vesicle-mediated transport. Bases 1 to 1899 code for a protein of 632 amino acids. The transcript is spliced from 12 exons. The record is from RefSeq and is a predicted model, not a curated record.